UUCUACCUCUCUCUAUAUAUAUAUAUAUAUAUGCAAAGGCCAUUCAUUCAUGCUGGCUUUGUGGUUCUUAAGAAUGUUGUCAUGUAUGUGCCGGAUCAGCAGAAACGGCUUUAAUUUCUUUUCAAAGUAAUAAUAUACAGGCUUCUAGUGGGCGGUAAUAUUACACUAGCUAGCAAGCUUAGUUCUGUAAUUAAUAUUUGGGAGCUACCUAAGCUAAGUUAGCCAAGCCCCAGCCCUAAUGGAGAAAACAUGCAGAGUUGUCCUGAAAAUUCGGGUCCUUGUUUUAGCUCUCCAUUUAUCUGUUGCUGCUCUUUCCUUCACCCACUGUGAUGCAAGAAGAUCAAUGCACAUAGUAGGAGAAGGAGGUGCCAGACAUCCAGCAAGAGUAAGAGUAAGAGUAAGAGAAAGAGAAAGAGGGUCAUCAUUAAUCAACAAAGCGACAAACGAAAUACAAGUAUCAAAGCACUUGGAGUUUGACAUUGGUCCCCAAUUGGAUGCCUCUAACACCGUACCCUACGGUGUCAGUUCACCAUUCUCUUUGCCACCUUACGAUUCUCUUCCUCCAGUUCCCCUGCCUGAUUAUGCCCCUCCCUUUUGUGUCUAUCCACCCUUUACCCCUCAACCUCCUUCCACAACCAUUCCCACGUUUCCACCACCACCCACCACUGCCGGAGGAGGAGGUGGUGGUGGACCCACACCCACACCCACACCGUCAUUCCCACUACCACCUCCUUCCUCUUCCACACCAUUCCAAAGCCCGCCUCCAGGCCCAGCAGCCGGUGGAGGCGGCGGCAUUAUCCCAACCCCACCACAAUCCAUUCCAUCGCCAAAUGGGCCCAAUCCACCAGAAAUUGUUCCCAGACCUCCGAGUCCGCCCACCAUUGUCCCAGGACCAACAGUACCGGUGUUGAGUCCACCUUACAAUUUUCAGCCCAGCCCCCCUUUCAAUAAUAAUGGGCCACCAUCGCCAUCGAUAUUUGUGCCGACCCCGCCGGUGUUUCAGCCGCCGGUAGUGUUUCCACCGCCUGCGGUGCCGCCACCUCCGAAGAAGGCCCCAUUUUCAGCACUGUGGUGCGUGGCAAAGCCAACAGUGCCAGACCCGAUCAUCCAAGAGGCUAUGAACUACGCAUGUGGGUCAGGAGCUGACUGCGAUUCGGUCUUGCCCAAUGGCUCAUGCUUUCAGCCAGACACAUUGCUUUCGCACGCUUCUUAUGCAUUCAAUAGUUUCUGGCAAAGAACCAAGGUCGCCGGA
Messenger RNA from Camellia sinensis, 1252 nucleotides. Lineage: Eukaryota; Viridiplantae; Streptophyta; Magnoliopsida; Ericales; Theaceae. The record is from RefSeq and is a predicted model, not a curated record.